Molecule: messenger RNA, 2312 nt
Organism: Heteronotia binoei (common prickly gecko)
Lineage: Eukaryota; Metazoa; Chordata; Lepidosauria; Squamata; Gekkonidae
Gene: MOB2
Product: MOB kinase activator 2
Exons: 5
Coding region: 571-1293 (240 amino acids)
Biological process (GO): positive regulation of protein phosphorylation; signal transduction
Cellular component (GO): nucleus; cytoplasm
Molecular function (GO): protein kinase activator activity
Source: RefSeq, a predicted model, not a curated record
CAACUUCCAGCCAUUUUCGAACUUUAUUUGCACGUGCGGGGGAGGAGUCGGUAUUCAUAUUCGCACGAUCGUUUUCAACUUCCUCUUCCUACCUUCCUCGAUACACCCCUCUUCCUAACAGCGAGACUACAUUUCCCAUCGUGCUUCAGGAGGCCGGUCAGUUCCGGGUUGCGGUAGCCGGGCGUGUGAGAGGGAGGGGUAGGGAAAUGCUGAAGGAAAGGCUGUAUGUUUACUUCCGGCCACCCUGUGAGCGAGUGAGUCGAGAGUGAGAUAGUGUGUCGCUCGCCCUGGCUGGUUGGUUGAAGGGACCCGGCGGGCGCUGCCUUGAGGGCGGAAACCCAGCGGAGCCACCGGAGAAGAAGCCCGAGGCAGAGAGGGCGCCAGACGAGAGUAGGUCUGAUCUGGGACAGGCACCCAUGAGCCUCCUCAGAGGCCGGAGCGAGCGGUGAGGAGAGGAGUUCGGGCGGGCAGGCAGGGACACAGCUAGAGCCGUCCGCCUGCCUGCUCGCUCGCUCGCUCGCCCGGCCGGCCGGCCCAGCACCGCGGCGGCGCAUAGCAGCAGGCGGCGUCAUGGACUGGCUCAUGGGGAAAUCUAAGGGAAAACCAAAUGGUAAAAAGCUGGCACCAGAAGAAAAGAAACUCUACCUAGAGCCAGAAUACACAAAGUCCAGAAUUACUGACUUUGAAUUCAAAGAGUUAGUUAUGCUACCACGUGAAAUAGAUCUUAAUGAGUGGCUAGCCAGCAACACAACAACCUUUUUCCACCACAUCAAUUUACAGUAUAGUACAAUCUCUGAAUUUUGUACAGGAGAGUCAUGUCAGACUAUGGCAGUGUGCAAUACACAAUACUACUGGUAUGAUGAGCGGGGAAAGAAGAUAAAGUGCACUGCCCCUCAGUAUGUUGAUUUUGUCAUGAGUUCAGUACAGAAGCUAGUAACGGAUGAAGAUGUCUUUCCUACAAAAUAUGGUAAAGAAUUUCCCAACUCCUUUGAAUCCCUAGUGAAGAAGAUUUGCAAAUACCUGUUCCAUGUGCUGGCCCACAUCUAUUCCUCACACUUUAAGGAAACUUUGGCACUGGAGCUGCAUGGACACUUGAACACACUCUACAUACACUUCAUUCUAUUCAUCAGGGAGUUCAACCUGGUGGACCCUAAAGAAACCUCCAUCAUGGAUGAUCUCACAGAAGUCCUCUGUACCACCAGUGGAAGCAGCAGCAAUGGGAGUGGCAAUGGCAGUAGUGGCAGCAGUAGUGGUAGCAGCGCAGGAGCACAGAACCAUGUGAAGGAGAGAUGAGUCUUCCCAUCAGGAGCAAAACUAAUGCUAACAUUUUUUUAAAAAAAAAUACUCUAUAUUCUCUGUGUGUAUGUGUAUGUAUAUGUGCAUAUGUAUAUAUAUACAGACAUACACAGCCAUGACAGUUUAAGCAAUUAUGCUGCCACCACAGGACAUGUAGACAUAUGAGACUGUAUGGAGCUUUUGUUAAAUGCAUCAUCCUUGGCGAGAAGUUGCACCAGUUCUAUUUUAUUGUCUCCUGCUCCCUGUUUUCUUUCUUUCCCCUAAGAGAUGGAUGAUUGCUGUUUUUAGAGAAGAACCACAUUUUUGAGUUGGGCCACUGCUUUGGGUUUGUUUGUUUUUCGGUCUGCCCAACCUCUUUUCCCUCCCCCCACCUGUUUUGUUUGGUCUUGUGUGAAAGCCCCAUUUCCGUCUGUCUGUCUCUCUAGGAUGGUUGUACUGCCAUUUUUAAGAUAUCAUAAGAAGUAACUUUUACUUAUAAUGUGGCUUAAGAUGCAGCUAGUUUGUUGGGUUUGGGGAAGGGGGAUUGGGAUUGGGAUUCAUCUUUGUUUUUACUUAAACUACCCUCUUUCCCUCCUCUCCCCCUCUCCUCACACCUUUUGCAUCUAGCCCUUUAGCGGCUUACAAUGAGAAGAAGUGUGUUUUGGUUCAACUGCAGUAUCAGUAAGGCUUCCAGCACACUUGAAGGAUGUGGUUCUCAGUCUACCUGAUCACAGCAUGUGAACCUUGAAAGAGCAUCCAGAAACCUAUUUUGCUUAUUGCUCCUAGUUCCUCUCUCUGACCUCCUGGUUCUUCCUCUCCCAGACACAAAUUCUGGACAAAAACAGUGGGAAGCUUGGAGUCCAAAGUGAUAAAAGCAGCAUCCAUUUAUUUGUGUUAAGCAGGAGGAGCUGGAGAUGAAUGGAAGGGGCAGGCAAUCCUUCACCACCCAUGCUAGAGAGAUGGCUGUUGGCAUAUAAUCAUAUUGUUGGCUUCUUUUAGUUCAUCUGUCCAAUAAUAAUAAAAAAAAUUCGAUCAGG